GCCACCAAUUUUACGCGUUUUUGGAAUCACUUUGCCACUGCAUUCAUCUCUCUCAUUUCCUCCCCAGACCUUCUCAACUUUUGCUGUCCUUACUCAAGCCAUGGUGACUUCAGGUCUUCGAGCACUGCAGUUCCGUCAGAAACUGACUGGAAACGCGGCUGAGUUGCUUAAGAAACUCAAGGAACUGCAUGAAGAGCUCAAGGCAAUGGAGCAAGAAGCCGUUGAUAAGACCUCGCUUUCGUCAGCCGCUAAGCAGCUCAUUGAUCCCUCUAUUAUAAACCAUAAGGACAAAGGUGUCAGGAUCUACGCCGCUUGUUCUAUUGCUGACAUGCUCCGACUUUAUGCGCCUGAUGCUCCUUACACGAACAACAACCUCCAAACCAUCUUUAAACUGUUUGUGAACGAGAUGCGACACCUUCUCAACCUGGCAGGCCCUUACUUCAGCAUGUAUUUCUAUCUCCUGGAAUCGCUCUCGGUUGUCAAGAGCAUUGUACUGAUUACCGAUCUCAAGAACGCGAAUGAGCUCAUGGUCGAUUUAUUCAGGAACAUCUUUGACGACAUUCGGCCAGAGCAAUCAAAAAAUGUACAAAUCUGCAUGUCCGAGCUUUUGCAGCACAUUAUCGAUGAAGCGGAUCAACUGCCUCAGGAGAUCGUCGACAUCAUCCUUGCUCAAUUCCUUCACAAGCAAAAAUUCGAUAACCCAGCAGCAUACCGACUUGCCUGUGAUUUGGGCAACAACUGCGCGGAAAAACUUCAGAGAUAUGUGUUCCAGUACUUUUCAGAUGUCAUCUCGGUCGCAGGCAACGGAGAGCUCAGCUCAAAGGAUCUGUCAGACUUCAAGACUGUGCACCACCUGGUUGUCGAGAUCAAUAAGGCAGCGCCAGCGCUCCUACUGAACGUCAUUCCGCAACUUGAAGAGGAACUGAAGGUAUCUGACAUUACAAUCAGGACAUUGGCAACAAAAUCUUUGGGCGAAAUGUUUGCGGAGAAAACAUCCCAGCUAGCUACGCAAUAUGAGUCAACAUGGAAGGCGUGGCUGCAGAGGCGCAACGAUAAAGCUACACAGGUCCGAAUUGUCUGGAUUGAAUCACUUGUGGACCUGAUUAAGAUGCAUGGCCAUCUGGGAAAAGAGCUGAGUGAGGGACUCGCCGAAAAGCUGGUAGACCCGGACGAAAAGGUGCGCGCCGUAGCCUGCAAAGUUAUUGGAGAGUUUGACUACGAGACCAGUCUCCACCAUAUUCAGAAGAAUACUUUGAUCCAAGUCGGCCACCGAUGCAGAGACAAGAAAAAAUCAGUGUCGAAAGAGGCCAUCCAUACACUUUCCAUUCUUUAUAACCAAGCAUACCCUGAGAUUGAGAUCGGAGCGCAAGCCAGUAUUUCUCAAUUUGCUUGGAUGCCCUCUGCGAUUUUGCACGCAGUAUAUGUUAAUGAUAACGAAAUCUUCUCAUAUGUCGACAACGCGGUUUACACUACAUUGUUCCCACCUCAUGGAAGUGCUGCAUCAAGGACACAACGUCUUCUUACUACGUUCUCUGCUCUGGAUGACAAAGGACGGACAGGAUUCCUCUCUGUUCUCCGCAGAAGCGUCGACGCGAGACGUUACAUGAACGUGUUCCUGCAACUGCUAAAAGCUCGGGAGGCAUCUCCAAUCGCAAGCACGGAUUCGGACGAAAUCGAAAAGAAAUUGGGCGUUGUCAUCAAGAUCCUUUGCGAUCGCUUGCCAGAUCCGAUCAAGAGCUCAUUACUACUUCAUAAAUAUGCACAGCUACACGAUGAAAAGUUUUUCAAGUCGAUAUCGGACUGCAUGAACUCGCAACUCUCUCUAAAGGAGAUCAAGAAAGCAGCUAAAGAAACACUUUCGCGAAUUGGAGAUGUCGCUCCACCAACGUUGGAGGUGUUUUCAAUUCUUAUUCAAAGGAUCAGUUUGACUCUAGUGAAUUCGGAAAUUCUUUCAGAGCUGAUCAGGAAUAUCCGCGAGAGUGAUGAAUUCCGAGAAGUCGCUGGAGAACUGCUGCGGUCAAUUUCACUUAUCAUUCCCGCCAUCUUUAAGGAUCAUUUGGCAGAAAUCGUGUUCUUGCUUCGCGAUCCCGAGUUUGCAGGCGCCUCCGACUCUCUAUACACAUUGUCGGAAUUCGCAAAGCAGUUCCCAAAGUCGGUGCCAGCAGAUACAAAAGCCAAGGAAACGCUUCAUUCAUUCCUUGAAUCUGGAACUGUCGUGCAGGCGACCCAUGCUACCAUUAUCCUCGCCAGCAUACCCAACAAUGACAAGAUGUGCAAAGAGAUCGUGGACACCAUCGUCGACAGGCUGUUGAUAUCCUCAACACGACUGCUGAAGGAUCUGGCUAUUCUAUCGCAGUUUGUAUUGUACUCGCCUCAGAUCUUUGAGACAGUCGGCAGCUCUAUAGUAUCGUUCAUUAUCAAGAGGUUACUCAUGACGAACACAUUGGAGCAGGAGACCGUGUACGAACCGACAGAGGACUGGGUUGAUAAGCAGGAUCUGGACGAAUAUUCACUAUCAAAGAUUAUGGGCCUUAAGGUAUUGGUCAACCGAGCCAUUGUAUUACACGACAGCGAUCCAACAUUAGCACAAGAUGCUGUACGUCCCGUCUUCAAACUGCUCUGGACUAUUAUUAGCCAGGAAGGAGAGAUCGUGGAUGAAAAGAAUACCAAUGCUGUGCUGAAAAGCCAUUUGAGACUGAAUGCUGCUCGCUUUGUAAUAAAGCUGACGCGCAACAGGCCCAUGUACGAGAAGAUGGUGUCGGUGUCUGAUUAUAGCCGUCUGGCACUCGUUAUUCAGGAUACCGUAUUCCGGGUCCGCCAUGGACUGGCGAGUCGCAUCAUGAAGUACCUUCGCGCACAGGAAUUGCAUAUUCGGUAUCUGGCUGUGUUGAUUCUGGCUGCCUAUGAACCAGAGCUGGAGUGGAGACUGCAGAUCCGUAGCUUCUUGAUCCAGCAGUCGAAAAGCCAAAACAACGAUAGUAAGCUGAUGCUGAACGAGCUGACGCUAGCCAGAGUGAUGCAUUUAUUGGCAAACCACCCUGACUUUAUCCUAAAGGAUGAAUCCGCACAAAAUGGACUCGCAAAUGGCCAGCCGGCACACUCUAUCGAGGACUUGAACUUGUCUGCUAGGUACAUUGAGUUUUAUUUGGAGACAAUGGCCAACUCUGAGAAUGUCUCUCUGGUGUACUACAUCGCUUCUCUUCUGAAGACCGUUCGAUUUGCCAACAUUAACGAGCCUACACUGAAUCUUUAUGUCUUGAGCGACCUUGCUCAGUAUCUGAUUCAGGAGAGAAGUCGAUCGCACAACUGGACAUUGACCAGCUACCCUGGUCAGGUCAAGCUCCCUCGCGAACUGUUCAUACCUCUCGAUCAGAAUGAACUAUCAAUUGAGAUUUCAACAAGGUCCUAUCUCCCUGAAGAGUGGAUACGUGCUCGCGAACACAAAGCCGAGCGGAAACCCAAGACUAUUGUCGAUAGAAAGAUUGGUCAGGCAGUCAAGCGUCGGUCAAGAUCGCCAUCCUCAAUGGAAGAAGAUGAGGUGGAUGGUGCCGACAGAGACGAGAACAUCUCUUUAUCGGCCAGAGUUAAACGACCAAAGAAGACCAAAGUUGCUGAGCGCAUCCCAGAGGAGCCGACAAGAAGGAUGGCAUCGAGGGCCGCCAAAGCUAAGACUGCGGUUUACAAGGACGCAGAAACUAGUGAAGAGGAGGAAGAGGAGGACUGAGUGAGGACAGGCAAUAUAAAUCCAUGAAUUAGUUCAGAAAAUAAAAACUGUGCCCUCUAUUCUUCUCC
Gamsiella multidivaricata is the source of this 3792-nucleotide messenger RNA. Its product is annotated as armadillo-type protein. The record is from RefSeq and is a predicted model, not a curated record. The coding region runs from base 101 to 3724 and encodes 1207 amino acids. The transcript is spliced from 21 exons. Gene Ontology annotation, cellular component: chromatin; nucleus. NCBI's taxonomy places the organism in Eukaryota, Fungi, Mortierellomycota, Mortierellomycetes, Mortierellales, Mortierellaceae. Gene Ontology annotation, biological process: mitotic sister chromatid cohesion; DNA repair.